AGCAAGAGUUCCAAAAUAAUAAUAUUAUUUUGGAACCGAUUUUCCUGCGAUUCAAGAAAUCCUAGAUUUUGGGAUGUCUUAUGAUGUCGUAGCUAUGAAUCUUCGAAACAUUAUAUCGUAGGAUUUUUACGUGUAACAUAGACUUAGUACAUCUGCUUUGGAUCCUGAAGUUGUGGGAACCAUGGAUAAAUCUGUCCUUGCAGGUGGAGUUUUAUGUUUUAUCGCAGAUCUAUUCGCCAUUGCUUCGCUCGCGAUGCCUGAGUGGGUCAUUUCUAAGUUUUCAGGGCCUUAUUCAACCUAGCAGCUAUUGUCUUUCCCCUUGGUUUUCACAUGCCAGAGAUCGGAGGAGUACCAUUUAAGUUACCAAAUGGAACAAGUGUCGGCCCAUCCUUUAUCAUGUUUAUCUUUUGUAUCAUAAUGACUGUUGCUUCAGAACUCUUUUUAUUCAAGAUUUGCCCUUUGCUUCUUAGAAAUGCAUGAAAUAUAGAGCUUUUAACCGUGAUGUAAAUUUUACGGAAAAAAGACUUCCAGGUCCAAAACGGUUUGUACGAUUUGUUUAAAGUUUUAAUUGUUUCAGGUGUCAAAUUUUUUUUUGCGUUAUUUGAGUGGUUUUUUCCAUGAGCAGUAAUGGACCCAGAAAUAUGUUUGCACAAUGAUUUCCCAUUUUCAGGCCACAUAUCAUUUUGAGAUUAAUGAUUUCUUUGUUUGAAUGUCAUCCAUACAUAAUAAUGUAUCUGCUCAAGCAUUACUAAUGAACACAAAAGUAUUAAUACUCAAGGAAAUGACAUGAGGUCUGAAAUGGAAAACAGUGCAUUACGUCUAGAAGGACAAAAUUUUGACAGCUGUUCAUUGUAAAAAUAAUCUAAUUAUCCAAAUAUUUCUAUCAUUUGUAUGGGGAUCACAUAAAAAAGAUAUUGAAAACAAAAGUUUCUUAAUAGCAAAGCUUGUUACAUGUCUAUAUAAGUUUUACAUGUUUCAAAAAUCCAGCAGCUGAAAGAGAGAAAAGAAAAAGAUUUUGAAAUAGGGGUACAAAAAAAUAAAUAAAUAAAUAAAUUGACAUACAUGAUGCAUGAACCUAAAAUAUAUUAGUCAUUUUUGGGAAAGAAGUUGAGAGUAUGAAAGGUAAAAUAGGGUCUCAUUCAGGGUACACACAAAGCCAAUGAUCCUCACACACAUGAUCCUCACACACUACGUACAUCCAACAUCCUUUAUUUAUACACACCACACUAAACCACCCUAAACACAUUCUACAUUAAAUAUCCAGAGUCACUCAAGUAUACAUUCAAUUGUAUUGUUUUGAAUUACUUGCCCCAAAUUUGUUGUUAGGUUGUUUAAGGUUAAGGUGUCACACAACCUUAUUGAUUGAAUUUGGGGUCUUAUUGUUUUUGUACAGUAUUUUUUAUUAAUAUAUUGUAUAUACUAGGGGAUAGGCCCACUUGAUCCGCCUUGCUAUGUCCCUCAGUGUAAUGUGUCAGAAGUUAGCUGUGAUAAUGCACUUGCUUGACACAUGGUACUUGUUGAACAAAUUCCUGUGGUUACAUUAUCUUGUGUAUGGAUGUUCUUUUUAUUUAAUUAAAGAAUAGCAGUAGAUA
This is a messenger RNA of Actinia tenebrosa (Australian red waratah sea anemone), 1592 nucleotides long. RefSeq lists its product as uncharacterized. NCBI's taxonomy places the organism in Eukaryota, Metazoa, Cnidaria, Anthozoa, Actiniaria, Actiniidae. The record is from RefSeq and is a predicted model, not a curated record. Gene Ontology annotation, biological process: negative regulation of smoothened signaling pathway. Gene Ontology annotation, cellular component: Golgi apparatus; ciliary membrane.